AUGUCAUUCACAUCCAAGCAGAAAGAACUUCCGGCCAAUUUCAUUGGUCUUCAUACCGUGGAAAAUGCCGAACCUUCUUCAAUGAAGGAUUUUGUUAUUGAGCACGAAGGUCACACUGUCAUCCGAAAAGUUUUAAUUGCCAACAACGGUAUUGCUGCCGUUAAGGAGAUUCGUUCAGUCCGUAAAUGGGGCUACGAGAACUUUGGCGAUGAGCACAUUAUCCAGUUUGUUGCCAUGGCUACUCCCGAAGAUUUGGAGGCUAAUGCCGAGUAUAUCAGAAUGGCUGAUCAAUAUAUUGAGGUUCCCGGUGGAACCAACAAUAACAACUACGCCAACGUCGACUUAAUUGUCGAGAUAGCCGAACGCACUAAUGCUGAUGCUGUAUGGGCCGGUUGGGGUCAUGCUUCUGAGAAUCCUAUUUUGCCUGAACGCCUAGCUGCUUCUCCAAGGAAGGUCGUCUUUAUUGGUCCUCCCGCUUCUGCUAUGCGCUCUUUAGGUGAUAAGAUUUCCUCCACCAUUGUUGCACAGAAUGCUCACGUUCCCACCAUUCCUUGGUCUGGUUCUGGUGUUGACGAUGUUGUUGUUGACGAGAAAACGGGCCUUGUCUCCGUCGAUUCUAUCACUUAUGCCAAGGGUUGUUGUGAAGGCCCUGAAGACGGUCUUGAAAAGGCUAACAAGAUCGGUUUCCCAGUAAUGAUUAAAGCCUCUGAAGGUGGUGGUGGUAAAGGUAUUCGUAUGGUAGAUCGCCAGGACGACUUUGUCUCUAUGUACCACCAGGCUUCUGAAGAAAUUCCCGGUUCUCCUAUAUUCGUUAUGAGAUUAGCGCCUCAUGCCAGACACUUGGAAGUGCAGCUAUUGGCUGAUGAGUACGGUACGAAUAUUUCUUUGUUUGGUAGAGAUUGUUCUGUUCAGAGAAGACACCAAAAGAUAAUUGAGGAGGCCCCGGUGACCAUUGCUAAACCCGAAACCUUUCAUCAGAUGGAACUGGCCGCAAUAAGGUUAGGCCAGCUUGUCGGUUACGUCAGUGCAGGUACUGUUGAGUAUUUGUAUUCACAUGAUGAUGAAAAGUUUUACUUCCUUGAGUUGAACCCUCGUUUACAAGUGGAGCAUCCUACUACAGAGAUGAUCUCGGGCGUCAAUUUACCUGUUGCUCAGUUGCAGAUUGCUAUGGGUAUCCCAAUGCAUCGUAUUGAGGAUAUUCGUUUGCUUUAUGGUGUCGAUUCGCAUACCUCGACUCCAAUUGAUUUUGAGUUCAAGAACCCUAAUAGUCUCAAGACCCAAAGGAGACCCGUUCCUAAGGGUCACUGUACUGCUUGCCGUAUCACCUCCGAGGAUCCAGGCGAAGGUUUCAAACCUUCUGGUGGUACUCUACAUGAACUUAACUUCAGAUCAUCAUCCAAUGUCUGGGGUUACUUUAGUGUUGCCAAUCAGUCCUCGAUACAUUCUUUCUCUGAUUCACAGUUCGGCCAUAUAUUUGCCUUUGGUGAAAACAGACAAGCUUCAAGAAAGCAUAUGGUGGUUGCACUGAAGGAGUUGAGUAUUAGAGGUGACUUUCGCACCACUGUGGAGUACCUCAUCAAACUUUUAGAAACCCCAGCGUUUUCCGGAAAUACCAUGACUACUGCUUGGUUAGAUGAAUUGAUAUCCAAGAAGUUGACAGCUGAGAGGCCCGACCGUAUCGUCGCCGUUAUUUGUGGUGCUGUUACCAAAGCAUUCUUGCAGGCUGAAGGGUGCCGUAAAGAGUAUGUCGCCUCUUUAGAAAGGGGCCAGGUUCCUUCCAAGGAUUUGUUGAAGACUAUGUUCAAUGUUGAAUUUAUCUACGAAGGAAGCAAGUUCAAAUUUACCGUUGCUGAGGCUGGUCAGGGAAUUUACACGUUGUUUAUCAACGGCUCUCGUUGUGUCGUCAAUGCCAGAUACUUGAGCGAUGGAGGAUUACUUAUUGCUCUUGGCGGAAAAUCUCAUGCCGUUUACUGGAAAGAAGAGAUUGCCUCAACUAGACUUUCCGUUGAUUCCAAGACUUGCCAAUUAGAGGCCGAAAACGAUCCUACGCAGUUGAGAACUCCUUCUCCUGGUAAGCUAACCAAAUACCUUGUUGAGAAUGGUGGCCAUAUCAGUGUUGGACAAUCAUUUGCCGAGGUCGAGGUGAUGAAGAUGUGCAUGCCUCUAGUAGCUUUGGAAAAUGGUACCGUUCAGUUGUUAAAGCAGCCGGGUACUACCGUAAAGGCUGGCGAUAUAUUAGCUAUUUUGGCAUUAGAUGACCCAUCUAAAGUCAAGCAUGCUGUGCCCUUUGAAGGCACUCUGCCGAAAGUGGGUCCUCCGAUUGUGGAAGGUACUCAGCCUGUUCACAAGUAUUACAAGUAUUUCGGUAUAUUGAACAAUAUCUUGGCAGGCUACGAUGAUCAGGUUGUUAUGAAAUCCACCCUUGAUGGUCUUAUGGCUGUAUUAAGAGAGUCCCACCUCCCUUACUCUGAAUGGGCACACAAAAUCUCUGCUUUGCAUUCUCGUUUACCAUCCAAACUUGAUGAAAAUCUUGAAGAGCUAAUCGAGCGGUCUCAAAACCGUGGUGCCGAAUUCCCUGCUCGUCAGGUUCUUAAGAUGUUUGAGAAAGCUCGCAGUGAAAAGGAUACCGAUAUUUUGAUAUUUUCACAGACGAUUUCUCCUCUUGUUCAGAUUGCAGAGGCAUACAAGGAUGGUCUCAAGUGUCAUGAGUAUCAAGUGUUUGCUGACUUACUUAAUGAGUAUCACAGGGUUGAAUUCUUGUUUUCGGCUCGUAACGCUCGUGCUGAGGAAGUCAUCCUUAAGUUGAGAGAAGAAUUCAAGGAUGAUCUCAAUCAGGUGAUCAAUAUUGCCUUAUCUCAUUCUCGUAUCGCAGCCAAAAACAAUCUUGUGAUUGCUAUUUUGGAUGCCUAUCAGGCCGUAUUACAAGAAAGUCCAGAAGCUGUUGCCGCUUUCAAACCUGUCUUGAAGAAGCUUGUGGAGUUGGACUCCCGUUCAACUGCCAAGGCCACUUUGAAGGCUCGUGAAAUCAUGAUUCAGUGCUCUAUGCCCUCGAUCAAGGAGCGUUGCGAUCAGCUGGAGCAUAUUCUCAAGUCUUCCGUGGUUAAUACUAAGUAUGGAGAUUCGACUGCUGCUGAACACAAGAUGCCUGAUAAGGCUGUACUUCAGGAUGUUAUAGAUUCUAAGUAUACUGUAUUUGAUGUUUUGACGCAAUUCCUUACCUCAAAGGAUCCUUGGGUUGCAGCUGCCGCAGCUGAAGUUUAUAUUAGACGUGCCUAUAGAGCUUAUUCGGUUUCCAAAGUCAAGCACGAAGUCUCCGGGACCUCUACCUUUUCAAGUUGUGCUCCUGUCUCUUUGUGGAGUUUUCAGCUUCCCAGUUUGUCUACUUCUCAGUAUAACGCUAUUCCUGCUGCUUUGCGUAAGGCAUCUUCCUCUAAUGUGUCAUCUUCCGAGGUGAUGAACAGAGCUGUUUCUGUCUCCGAUCUUACAUUUAUGAUCAACAAGAAUGACUCUCAGCCUUUGAGAACCGGGGUUCUGGUUUCUGCUCCUCAUUUGGAUGAUGCAGAAGAUGCUCUGAGUAAAGGGCUUGAUGCAGUCAAGCACAUUGCUGAUAAAAAUGGUGAUGACUUACUCAACGUUUGUAACGUUAUGGUGAAUUCCACUGAUGGAUUUCAGAGCCAGGAUCAUGUUCUCACUCGUAUGAAGGAAAUUGUUGAUGACAAUCGUGCUGAUUUGAAUGAUGCCAAAAUCAGGCGUAUCACUUUUGUUCUUGGAGACAAAGCGGGCUCUUAUCCAAAGUACUAUACUUUCAAGACCUCUUCUUCAUUUGCUGAGUACAAAGAGGACCAGGUAAUCAGGCAUAUUGAGCCAGCAUUGGCCUAUCAGCUUGAAUUAGGCCGUCUUUCGAACUUUAGCAUCAAGCUCAUUCCUACUGAUAACAGAAAUAUUCAUGUCUAUGAAGCUGUUGCUAAGAAUUCUGCUGGUGUUGACAAGAGGUACUACACUCGAGGUAUUAUCCGUACUGGAUCCAUCAGAGAUGACAUUACUGCUCCAGAGUAUUUGAUUUCUGAAGCACACAGACUGAUUUCUGAUAUUCUAGAUACUUUGGAGGUUCUGGACACCUCUAAUACAGACAUGAAUCAUAUCUUUAUUAACUUCUCGGCUGUGUUUAACAUCACUCCUGCAGAUGUUGAAAGUGCGUUUGGAGGAUUCCUUGAACGCUUUGGAAGACGUUUCUGGAGAUUAAGAGUUACGGGUGCUGAAAUCCGAAUAAUGUGCACAGAUUCUGACACCGGCGUGCCAUUCCCAUUGCGUGCUGUCAUUAACAAUGUCAGUGGUUAUGUAGUGAAGUCUGAGUUGUAUGUUGAAGAGCGUGACAGUAAUAGCGAGUGGAGAUUUAAGUCAAUUGGUGCUCCUGGUUCUAUGCAUAUGCGUCCAAUAUCCACUCCUUAUGCUACCAAAGAAUGGCUUCAGCCAAAGAGACAAAGAGCACAUAGUCUGGGUACUACCUAUGUUUAUGACUUUCCCGAGUUAUUUAGACAGGCCCUCUCUGAUCAGUGGAAGAAGACAAACCCUAACAUGAAGUUCAAAGACGAUUUUCUCACAUACGAAGAGUUGAUCUUUGAUGAAUCUGGUGAUCUCACCACUGUUGCUCGUGAGCCUGGUGCUAAUACUAUUGGUAUGGUGGCCUUUAUGGUUACUGCUAAGACCCCAGAAUAUCCUAAAGGACGACAACUCAUUAUUGUUGCCAACGAUAUUACGUUUAAGAUUGGUUCGUUUGGCCCCAAGGAGGAUGCAUUCUUUGACAAAGUCACCAAACGUGCUGAGAAAUUGGGCAUUCCAAGAAUUUACCUUUCUGCUAAUUCUGGUGCUCGUAUCGGCAUGGCUGAGGAACUUCUUCCUUUCUACAAGGUUGCUUGGAAUGACCCUGCUCAUCCCUCUCAUGGCUUCAGCUACUUGUAUCUUACCGAAGAAGAUAAAGUGGAGUUAGAGAAGGAUGGUAAGUGGUCUAGUGUUCAAACCGAGAUUGUUGUUGAACAGGGAGAAACCAGAUAUAUUAUCAAGACUAUCAUUGGUGCUGAAGACGGUCUUGGUGUUGAGUGCUUACGUGGAUCUGGUCUUAUUGCCGGUACUACAUCUCGUGCUUAUAAGGAUAUCUUCACUCUUACUCUAGUCACCUGCAGAAGUGUUGGUAUUGGAGCAUACUUGGUUCGUUUAGGUGAGAGAUCUAUUCAAGUUGAAGGCCAGCCUAUCAUUUUGACAGGUGCAAGGGCCCUUAACAAGUUGCUUGGACGUGAAGUAUACACCUCUAACUUGCAGUUGGGUGGUACUCAGAUCAUGUACAAGAAUGGUGUGUCUCAUCUCACCGCUGACGAUGACCUUUCCGGUGUUCAAAAGAUCAUGGAAUGGCUUUCUUACGUUCCCGCCAAACGUGACAUUCCAGUUCCAGUUCUUGUUGAUCCUAAGGAUGGGUGGGAUAGACCGGUGGACUUCAAGCCCGUGGUUGGCGAGACGUACGAUGUUAGAUGGAUGAUUGAAGGUAGAGAUACAGAAGAUGGAUUUCAGUAUGGUCUCUUCGAUAAGGACUCCUUCCAAGAAACUCUUUCUGGAUGGGCAAGCGGCGUUGUUGUCGGCAGGGCCAGAAUUGGUGGUAUUCCAAUGGGUGUCAUUGGCGUCGAGACUCGAACCAUAGAGAACUUGAUUCCUGCAGAUCCUGCAAAUCCUGGGUCCACUGAGAUGCUUGUGCAAGAAGCAGGUCAAGUCUGGCAUCCAAACUCUGCUUUUAAGACUGCCCAGGCUAUUAAUGAUUUUAAUCAUGGUGAACAACUUCCUCUGAUGAUUUUGGCCAACUGGCGUGGAUUCUCUGGAGGCCAGAGAGAUAUGUACAAUGAAGUGUUGAAGUUUGGCUCGUUCAUCGUUGAUGCUUUAGUUGGAUACAAACAGCCUAUAUUUACGUAUAUCCCACCUACUGGUGAGCUACGUGGUGGUUCUUGGGUCGUUGUUGAUCCAACCAUCAACCCAGAUAUGAUGGAGAUGUAUGCAGAUGUUGAAUCACGUGCAGGUGUUCUUGAACCUGCCGGACUUGUUGGCAUAAAGUAUAAAGAGAACAAAUUAGUGAAGACCAUAGACCGGUUGGAUGAUCAAUGCCGGGAAUGGUCCCUAAGAUUGUUGUCUGCUGAACUUUCUGAGGAAGAAAAGACAGAGGUUACUGAGAAGUUGAAUGCCCGCCAUGCUCAUUUGCUGCCAAUAUAUCGCCAGGUCUCAAUUCAAUUUGCGGACUUGCACGAUAGAUCCGGAAGGAUGUUGGCUAAGGGUGCCAUAAGAAAGGAGCUCGAAUGGACUGAAGCUCGUAGAUUUUUCUUUUGGAGGGCAAGACGUAGAUUGAAUGAAGAGUAUUUGAUUAAACGUAUCGCCGAACAGGUUACUACUUCAACACGUUUAGAAAGAGUUGCAAGACUUAAUUCUUGGCUUCCUUCCACUUUAAACACCGAAAAUGACCGUGAGGUGGCCAAGUGGAUAGAGGAUAACCAUAAGACGUUGGAGACUCACAUCAAGAAAUUGAAGGGUAAAUUUGUCAAGCAAACGCUUGCCCGCUUAUUUAAGACAGAUCCGAAACACACAUCAGAGGGAUUGUCAGAGAUCAUGUCCUUGUUGCCUGCAGAGGAGAAGAAGAAAAUCCUUAAAGAAUUGAAAUGA
Brettanomyces nanus is the source of this 6693-nucleotide messenger RNA. RefSeq names its product acetyl-coenzyme-A carboxylase (gene ACC1). Gene Ontology annotation, biological process: fatty acid biosynthetic process. Lineage: Eukaryota; Fungi; Ascomycota; Pichiomycetes; Pichiales; Pichiaceae. The record is from RefSeq and is a predicted model, not a curated record. The coding region runs from base 1 to 6693 and encodes 2230 amino acids. Gene Ontology annotation, molecular function: ATP binding; metal ion binding; acetyl-CoA carboxylase activity. The transcript has a single exon.